AUGGCCUCAACCUCAACCGCUCGCACAUUUCUCGCCUACCAGCACAAUGCCAACCUGCACCGUCUACAGACCGUGGUAACGGGCAUUCAGCCGUUCGCAAAACUCGAGGACUCCAACCGUCAGCUCUUUAAACAAGCCAGCGACGACUACGAUCAUGUGGUCGUGACGCAGCAGACCAUUUUCCAUCCGCAAGGGGGCGGCCAGCCCUCCGACGUCGGGAAAAUGGUCAGUCCGUCCUCGGGGACGGUCUUCGAGGUGACUGCCGUGCGCAUGGAUGCCGUUCACGACGGACAGGUCCUGCAUCUGGGACGAUUUCACCCCUCUCCGACUCCGACUCCAUCUCCCGGUGAAUUCACCGCCGAUGAGACCGUUGAACAGACCAUUGACGUCGACCAACGACUGCUCUUCUCGCGCUUGCACACAGCGGGACAUGUCCUCGGAGCGGCGGUCAAUCAUCUGCUGGGGAAGGAAGUACCGGAUUUCGAGGAGUUGAAGGCGUCGCAUUUCCCAGACUCGGCGUCGUGUGAGUUCCGGGGUCUCAUCGAGGGGAAGUGGAAGGAGUCGAUUCAGAAGAAAGUGGAUGAGUUGAUCGCAGCUAAAUUGCCCGUGCGGGUGGAAUGGUGGGAUGAAGAUGAUUUCCGCGUCCGCGGCCUGCAGCGGUUGAUUCCCGAUCGCAGUCUGGUAGCGCCCGGGGAGAAGUUUCGUGUCGUCAAUAUCGUGGGCGCCGAGGUGUAUCCCUGUGGUGGAACGCAUGUCGAGACCACGGAUCGUUGUGGCGAGACCACUGUGAAGAAGAUCUCGCGGAAGAUGGGUAUAUCGCGGGUGAGCUAUACAGUGCGUAAAUAG
This is a messenger RNA of Aspergillus tanneri, 846 nucleotides long. Its product is annotated as putative alanine--tRNA ligase. Gene Ontology annotation, biological process: alanyl-tRNA aminoacylation; regulation of translational fidelity. The transcript has a single exon. Lineage: Eukaryota; Fungi; Ascomycota; Eurotiomycetes; Eurotiales; Aspergillaceae. Gene Ontology annotation, molecular function: alanine-tRNA ligase activity; nucleic acid binding; Ser-tRNA(Ala) deacylase activity. The record is from RefSeq and is a predicted model, not a curated record. Bases 1 to 846 code for a protein of 281 amino acids.